AGGAUGUCGUUUGAUGUUGGUGGCAGUAGGAUUGACGAACGUUUACAGCGGAUUAACGUAUUACCGGAUGAGAAAAGGGCGAGAAAGGUUGGUUGCAAUAGGAGCUCGCGGAGUAAGGCUAUCCGUGAUCUCGAUAGCAUGCAAUAUGGAUGUCGUGAAAAAUACCGAAGACGAUCAUGCUGCCACAGGUACGUAGCUAAAUAAAGGUCGGACAAGAAACGCUGAGUGUGGGCACUGUGUGGGCGUUUUAGUUGUGAUAUUAUAGGAGAACGAGGGGCACAGGAGCAAGAACACUAGUACGACUACGUACGAUCCAAGAAAAAUGUUACUAGAUAUAGGAUGGUGAAUGAUGACUGGCGGUGGCAGGCUGACAGUUGAACCCUGGCUCAAGUGGCUGAUACGGGUGUCACAGGUGCUUUUUUUUUUGUAUUUGAGAGAUGGAGAAGACACUAUAGGUUGCGAGGGCACUCUUUUUGAGAGACGUAAAGAUAAGUGGACUGAGACGUAAAGCAGUGGAUGAGUGGGAGAAUGCAAGUAAGCUGGAGGAUGUGACUACAGGAUGCAGAUACAAGAGACAUUGGUC
Messenger RNA from Serpula lacrymans var. lacrymans S7.9, 583 nucleotides. RefSeq lists its product as uncharacterized. NCBI's taxonomy places the organism in Eukaryota, Fungi, Basidiomycota, Agaricomycetes, Boletales, Serpulaceae. The record is from RefSeq and is a predicted model, not a curated record. The transcript has a single exon. The coding region runs from base 4 to 204 and encodes 66 amino acids.